AUGGCCGUGAAGCACAACAACAUCCUUCACAACAACCACUUCCGCAAGGACUGGCAGCGCCGGGUUAAGGUCUGGUUCGACCAGCCUGGUGCCAAGAAGAGGAGACGUACUGCUCGUGAGGUCAAGGCUACCAAGCUCGGUCUCCGCCCCGUCCAGCCUCUCCGCCCCGCUGUCCGAUGCCCCACCCUCCGAUACAACACCAAGGUCCGCUCCGGCCGUGGCUUCACCAUCGAGGAGGUCAAGGCUGCCGGUCUCGGCAAGAAGUACGCUCGCUCGGUCGGUAUCCCUGUCGACCACCGUCGCCGCAACAAGUCCGAGGAGAGCCUCAAGAUCAACGUUGAGCGCAUCAAGGCUUACCAGGGCCGCCUUGUGGUCAUCCCCAAGCUGAGCAAGCAGAACAAGGACAAGAAGGUCGACCUUUCCAACGUCGAGGCUGUCCGCAACGUCCAGGCCGUCCUUCCCCUGCCCGCCGGUGCCGAGGCCGAGAAGCCCCGUGCCAUCACUGCCGAGGAGAAGGAGUUCAACGCUUUCGAGACUCUCCGCAAGGCUCGCGGUACCCACCGUGCCGCUGGCAAGGUCAAGGCCCGCAUCGCCAAGAAGGAGGAGGAGGCUGCCAACGCCAAGAAGUAA
Molecule: messenger RNA, 630 nt
Organism: Sporisorium graminicola
Lineage: Eukaryota; Fungi; Basidiomycota; Ustilaginomycetes; Ustilaginales; Ustilaginaceae
Exons: 1
Coding region: 1-630 (209 amino acids)
Biological process (GO): translation
Cellular component (GO): cytosolic large ribosomal subunit; ribosome
Molecular function (GO): structural constituent of ribosome; RNA binding
Source: RefSeq, a predicted model, not a curated record